ACAAGCCUCUCGAGACACACAACACCGGUCACCGGAGAAUAAAAAGUGAGAGCGGCGGCGAUUCAAACUUUUCCGGCCAUGGAAGCGGCGGUGGCAGCCGUAGAAAACAUACUCCGUUACAGUUUCAAGAACAAGAAGCUUCUAGAAGAAGCCCUCACCCACCCCUCCUUCGCCGGCGCCACCUCCUACGAGCGCCUCGAGUUCAUCGGCGACCCCAUUCUCGGCCUCGCCAUCAGCAACUACCUCUAUCUCGCAAACCCUUCCCUCAACCCCGGCCAGCUCUCUCUCCUCCGCGCUGCCAAUGUCAGCACCGAGAAGCUCGCCCGCGUCGCCAUCCGCAGCGGAAUUUACCGCCAUGUCCGCCAUAACAGCGUUCCCCUUGUCAAUAAGGUUCGGGAGUUCGUUGUUGCUAUUGCUGAUGAGGACCGCACUGUUUGUUACGGUGGAAUCGUGAAGGCUCCCAAGGUUCUCGCUGACAUUGUUGAGUCUGUGGCUGCUGCUGUUUACGUUGAUCUUGGUUUUGAUCUCCAGAAUUUAUGGGUGAUAAUUAGAGGUCUUUUGGAGCCGAUAGUGACAUUGGAUGAUCUGGAACAUAACCCUCAACCGGUGACAAUGCUCUUUGAGAUCUGCCAGAAGAAUGGGAAGCAGGUUGACAUCAAAUACAGGAGGGACAGUGACAAAAGCAUUGCCGGUGUCUUUGUUGAUGGGCAAAUUGUUGCCUCUGCUUCCUCUGAUCAGAAGGACAUUGCAAAGCUUGAUGCUGUCAAGGUUGCCUUGCAUAAACUAGCACAUUUAGUGCCUUCCAGUACAAUGACAUAAAAAAAGGUCCAAACCAGUAUACAGGUAACCACUGUGACCCUACUGACCACUAUCGUUUGCAAUGACAUAUGAAAGAAUAACACUCAUUUAGAGUCCUGAUUUCUUUGUAUAAAAUGCAUCUUCUUGUCUUCUGAUUCCCUCUAGUAGCCCAAGUAUGAAAGUACUAUGGUGUGGAUGAAACAAAAAUGAUGAUGAUGAGGUAAGUCCUUUUGAUUCGUGGCUCUGCACCCUUUUUCUUUACUAUGGACGGGUGGACAACACAAAUAUCUGCUUGCAGCUCCUUUGGAACAUGGUGGCUGCUUAAUUAAAUUAAGAUAUGGAAGA
Molecule: messenger RNA, 1143 nt
Organism: Lotus japonicus
Lineage: Eukaryota; Viridiplantae; Streptophyta; Magnoliopsida; Fabales; Fabaceae
Product: ribonuclease 3-like protein 2
Exons: 2
Coding region: 79-819 (246 amino acids)
Biological process (GO): siRNA processing
Cellular component (GO): nucleus; cytoplasm
Molecular function (GO): ribonuclease III activity; RNA binding
Source: RefSeq, a predicted model, not a curated record